CAACUUCUUCACUUUCUGAGUAGACUCUUCUCUCUCUCAUUCGUUUUCAUCGGAACGUAGGGUUUCCUGUUCAAGAAUCAAGAUCUCUCUCCAAUAUUUCACCUUCUACUUGCAGGUCCUCAACAUCCAGAGCACAUGAGAUUUGCUGGGGGGGUUUGGUGUAAAUCUACUUCUCAAGAACAAAACUUGCAGCAGUUAUCAGCCAACCAAAAUGACGAAUUCAGAUUCCAAACUAAGCUUGAAGCUGUUGAUUGACACCAAGGCCCGCAAAGUUCUAUUUGCUGAGGCAGAAAAGGACUGUCGAUUUCCUCUUUCACAUUCUCACAUUGCCUGUGGGCACUGUAACUAAGCUUCUUAAGGAGAAAGGAAUGAGUGGAUCCUUGACUAACCUCUACGAAAGCGUAGAAAAUCUGAAGGAUACCUAUGUCCAAUCGAACCAAUGCAAGGAUAUCCUUUUAUAACCCAAAUCUUCAGUUGGGAAUAUCUCUUCAGUUCCUUUUCUAUUGCUUAAUGACGUUCCGAGUACCCAAAGGGCUCUUCUAAAACCCAAGUCUCCAGUUGGAAUUUCUUCAGUUGCUCAAAGGAAUUUUUAUGGAUGUAGCUACUCUUUGCAUCACGCAAAAGUUUCUGAUGACCCUAGUGCUGUCUGUCCAGAUUGUGGGAGGUGUACGAUGACAAGAAGGUUAACAUAUGUUGCUCCACGGGUAGUGAAGAAAGCUAUCGCAGCUACAGGGGGGUUUGUGAAGGAGAUGGCGACAUACAUGGUUAUGGAUGACUUAGUGGUUAAGCCUAUGUCCGCCAUUUCUAGCAUUGCCCUUCUCAACAAGUUUAAUGUUAAGGAUGUUGGAGUACUAGAGGAGAAAGUAGUAAAUUUAGGAAUGGAAGAGGCGCUGAAGUUGCUGAAGGCAUCUUUCGAGUCGAAAACAGUUCUCACAAGUGCCUUCAUGAGCACAGUUCCCACAAGUGCUUCCAUGAGCCGUGUAAAGCGGAGAAGAGCUGUGUGAAGCAGAGAAUGAGCUACAACACAUAAUAAAAUUGGAUGUUUCAGUUUAUAGUUGUCCUUUUAGCGGCUUCCUUUUGUUUAUAGGUUCAGUUAUCCGUUGCUAAAUCUUACUUUGUCUAUUUUGAGAUUUCUUUUCACUCUGUUAGCUGCCUUCAGUCUUGUAAUAUAUAGUAUCUGUUCGCAAGCAUCUUAUUGUCUUUAGAGAUUCUUCAGCCAUGAUCUCCAACAUUAUAAACGUCGUCGGAUGAGACUGCUCUACUUAUAAUUGCACCAAAUAGCAUGUUACUGAGGAUUAUAA
Nicotiana tabacum (common tobacco) is the source of this 1301-nucleotide messenger RNA. RefSeq lists its product as uncharacterized. The record is from RefSeq and is a predicted model, not a curated record. NCBI's taxonomy places the organism in Eukaryota, Viridiplantae, Streptophyta, Magnoliopsida, Solanales, Solanaceae.